AAAAAGAUACUCGACCAAUAAAAGACAGAGUCGGCGGCGCGAUUGCAAAGGGGAUCGGCGAUCAGAACAAGAAGAUGAGUGCGGGUGUGGAGAAGCCAAACAACAAAAGGGCCACGGCGGCCGAUCCGACCAGCCGAGGCGAUGCCGACGCCAAGAGGACGAAAAGGAAUCUGGGGAGCGACGGGGAAGAUACUCUGUCGCCUGGUUCCGUCGACCAUGCGUACGCCCUUGUCUUUGCCAAGAUUGCACAAGACGAAAUAGACCAAGAGUCAGCUCCCCGCCCUGUGCAAAUUCCUACAAUCGCUUACUUCAAACCUCCGAUCUUGUUUCACACUGAUGAGCUCUUUUCUGUCCGUCGGUCUGGAACAAAGGCCGUGCUCUCGGCAGCCAAAUUUCUUCUAGGGGUUUCAUCCUCUCUCGAUGGUGAACCGCUAAGACGGUGCUCUGGCUUCUGGAUUGAUUGGGAUGAGGAGAGCAAAACCGGCCUUGUUCUGACAACCGCGCGGCUGAUUCGCACAAAGGAUGCUCCUGUCAGCGUCUGGUCAGGCGGUGAAGAGUAUGCUACAAACGCUGAUGUCACUGUUCAUUUGCUAAAUGGCACCAGUGCAAAGGGCCAGCUGGUCUAUCACCAGCCCCACUACGAUCUCGCUUUCCUGAAUGUUCAGAUGGAUCAACCAAUCAAGUUACCAUCUUUUAAUGAAAAAGAUGUAGAAUUUGCUCAAAAGAUUUUUCGACUUGGAAGAGACAAUGCCUUAAAUCUAAGGAUAACAUAUGCUAGAGCAGAAUAUCUGAAUCCAAGCAUGUAUGAACGGUACCACAAUAUAUAUUUCCGUUCUCCAGAUGGCCAUGGCGAUGAUAAUGAGUAUGACAAUGGGGGGCCAGUUAUUGACUUGGGUGGAAAAGUGGUCGGAAUGGUCAAUGACCCUGAGAGAUUUGAGUCUUUUAUACCUUCUUCCAUUGUGCUCAAUUGUUUGGAUUCAUGGAGGAAAUAUCAGCAUUUCGCCCGGCCCCAUCUUGGAAUGACGUUUAACGCCAUCGAACUUCUAGAACCUUCUCAUGUUGACAUGUUAUGGCGUAUGUAUAACAUUGAUGACGGUCUUGUCGUUCAAGAGGUGUCAAAAGGAUCUAAUGCUGAGAUACUCGGAAUCCAAAAAGGUGAUGUUAUUGAAUCUAUCAAUGGGAAACGUGUUUCUACAACAAUUGAGUUCGAAAAUAUGCUGAUGAGCACAUGCAAGGUCCCUUCAGAUGUUGAAGUUCAUAUUUCUGUUGGGGUGUUUCACACACUCAAAAAAGAACGAAGCACCAUAGAGUUGACUGCAAAUUUAUCCGAACUUGGAGAAGUCAUUACAAGCUAGGUCCUACAGGCUGCCAGAUUGAGGACGGAUGUUUCUAUAGUGUGGUAUACUAUGAUGGAUACUUACCUGUGACCAUAUGUAGUAUGCUAGAUAUAUUAGAAAUAACAUCUUUAUCUGUAGUUUAGUGCCUUGGUUCUCCAAAGUAGAAGCUCCUUGUGAGAUUUUCUGUACUCCUUAUUGAAAGCCCUAUUAGUGCCCGACGAAGUGUUGUUUGUUGCCUUAUCUCAUUUUCAGUACACUACAGCUAAGACAAGGGGAUGUGGU
This is a messenger RNA of Triticum dicoccoides, 1619 nucleotides long. RefSeq names its product serine protease Do-like HtrA. NCBI's taxonomy places the organism in Eukaryota, Viridiplantae, Streptophyta, Magnoliopsida, Poales, Poaceae. Gene Ontology annotation, molecular function: protein binding. The record is from RefSeq and is a predicted model, not a curated record. Bases 75 to 1355 code for a protein of 426 amino acids. The transcript is spliced from 10 exons.